Molecule: messenger RNA, 724 nt
Organism: Polypterus senegalus (gray bichir)
Lineage: Eukaryota; Metazoa; Chordata; Cladistia; Polypteriformes; Polypteridae
Product: small integral membrane protein 4
Exons: 2
Coding region: 128-373 (81 amino acids)
Source: RefSeq, a predicted model, not a curated record
AUGACGUCAUUUGACCGCGACCUGUAAAAUGCACUUCGCUGUCAAUUCCGAGUCUUCUCGACUCCGCUAAACUCUCUAGUCAUGUUGGUUGUUUUCGUGUGUCGGACGUGGAGUUUUUUCCUGUAACAUGGCGAGAGGCAUCGCUCUUGUUCGAAGUAUCCUUGAGAAAGUCCCCGGCCAGAAGCUGCUCGGCCCGUACAGAUUUUUGCCUUUUUUCUUCGUGCUCGGCGGAGCGAUGGAGUGGUUCAUGAUCAAUGUGCGAGCCGGAGAGGAGACCUUCUAUGAUGUGUUUAGAAGAAAGCAAGCUGAAAGGCGCUAUCAGGAGAGACUGGAGCAGGGCUUUGCUGUACAAACGGAAGAAGUGAGAAGAUAAAAAGGUGCAGGGAAUGUGGGGCAGCAGAGUGCCCCCCCGCCAACCGGAAUGGACCCCUGGGGGGCAACUGGAAUGACUUCAUGUGAAUAUCUGCCGAGAGCGGAUUAUAAGGAGCCUUCAUAAAGCACAACUCCAUGUUGGUCAGUUAUUUUCAGUGGCUCGCCUUGUUCAGUCACAGGCUGCUUACUCAAUUGUGAUGAGACACUUGGAGUGGAGGCGUCUAAUAAUUAUUCAUAGCAUAAUUAUUGUUUAUAUUGUGAGACUUAGAAUUUUCAUAUAAUCACAUGAAACAGCUGUUUUAGACCACAUGUAAUAUUGGUUUUCUAAAAUAAAUCACAUGUGCCAUUUAAA